AUGAAUAACAAAUAUUUAACGGAAACUGAACGUGACCUUAUAUAUAAUAAACCUCCUUAUGAUCUAACCCUCACAAUUGAAGAAUUAACAAAUCCUGCUAAGAAAAAUACAAAUAAUUAUGAUAAAAUACCACGACCACAAAAUAGGUGGAUUAUAUUUCGAAAAAAUUAUGAGGCUAAUAUACGUCUAUGUAGUCCUGUUAAGCAAAGAGUUAAACAUACAGCAAAGGAAUGCAGUUCAAAAUGGAAAAAGCUAUCAAGCGAAGUCAAGCAUUUCUUCAAAAUAUUGGAAAAAUUAGCUUAUGAGAAUCAUAAGCUAAUAUAUCCUAAUUAUAAAUAUAAACCAAAAUCGAAAAACUCAAGCCGUAAAGAAUUUAUUUUUCGAGAACAAAAAAGAUAUGUAUCUAUUCCGCCAGCUAAGUCUAGUGUAAUAGCUUUCAAUAAACCUCAAGAGCCCGUACAAAUCGAUAAGCUGCCAUAUUUAACUCCAAAUUCUCUUCAAGAACCAACACAAAUUGACGGGCCGCCAUAUUUAACUUCCAAUUCACCUGAACUAAUGCAAAUCGACGGGCCACCACCUUUGACCCUAGCAAUUUCGACAGCCAUUUAUAAUAAUCAAGAUCAUACUAAUAACUUUACGACAUUUAACUAUAAUCAAGAUUAUAGUAAUGACUGUACAACAACCAUUUAUAGUCAACAAGACUAUACUGAUAACUCUACGACAGCCAUAUCGAUAUAUAAUCAGCAAGAUUAUACUAAUGAUUUAGCUCAAAAUGUGAUCGACAACGUGUUCAAUAAUGAUAAAUUGAACUAUAACGAUAAUCAAUCUCCUAUUUUCUUCGCUGAAAGUACCAAUAAUGGUGAUAAUAAUAAUGAUUCACUUAAUAUUUCUUCAAUAACACCACUGAUAUCUUCACCCUUAUCGCAAUCACAAUCAUCCUCACAACUAUUCAUGACAAAAUAUAAUUCAUGUCAUUUUUGA
Molecule: messenger RNA, 981 nt
Organism: Ambispora gerdemannii
Lineage: Eukaryota; Fungi; Glomeromycota; Glomeromycetes; Archaeosporales; Ambisporaceae
Source: the annotation of a GenBank genome assembly